Messenger RNA from Lepisosteus oculatus (spotted gar), 3559 nucleotides. RefSeq names its product lon peptidase 1, mitochondrial (gene lonp1). The record is from RefSeq and is a predicted model, not a curated record. Gene Ontology annotation, cellular component: mitochondrial matrix. Gene Ontology annotation, biological process: protein quality control for misfolded or incompletely synthesized proteins; mitochondrion organization; protein catabolic process. NCBI's taxonomy places the organism in Eukaryota, Metazoa, Chordata, Actinopteri, Semionotiformes, Lepisosteidae. Gene Ontology annotation, molecular function: ATP-dependent peptidase activity; single-stranded DNA binding; ATP hydrolysis activity.
GAGUCUGGUUUCCAAGCCGAAAGCUCUAGAUCCAACAUGGCCGCCUGCAUGAGGAUGUGGGGUGCGAGUAGGCAAAGUUACAGAGACGGGGCUGUUUUGGUGAAAAGCAAACUGUGGGCGCUAUGCACGGGAACCAGGCAGGUCUCGGUAAGCGGGCUCUCCGGGACCAGCGGACUUGUGACAAAACGCCUGGGCUUGGUGAGCCGCACCGUUUGUAAACCAUCGUUAGGCAACGGUAGCGCAGGUAUUGCAUCAAUGACUGGAGCUGCGAGGUCGGCGCGUCUGAGUCAGUGGAGAAGGGUGGCUGGCGUGGGUGCCAACGGGAAGCACUUUGCGGGAUCUGGAGAACUGGUUACCUGCAAUCAAAGGAGGUAUGCCCGGGACUUUGGGAACAAAAGCAGCGCCUACUCCGGCGAGGAUGGGGCAGAGAGCGGCGGUUCUGGAGGGGAUGAGACAGGAGACGGGGGCGACGGACCUGCGGUGUAUCCGCAUCCCCAGAUGACAGCUCUUACUCCGAUGAUGGUGCCUGAAGUGUUUCCCAACGUGCCCCUGAUAGCUGUCAGCAGGAACCCGGUUUUCCCUAGGUUCAUCAAAAUAAUCGAGGUGAAGAACAAUCAACUGGUAGACCUGCUGAGAACGAAGGUUCGUCUGGCGCAGCCCUACGCUGGGAUCUUCCUCAAAAAAGAUGACAGUGACGAGUCGGACGUGGUGGAGAGCCUGGAGGCUGUCCACCACACUGGGACCUUUGUGCAGAUCCACGAGAUGCAGGACCUGGGAGACAAGCUGCGGAUGAUUGUCAUGGGCCACCGCAGGAUCCGCAUCACCCGGCAGCUGGAGGUGGAGCCGGAGGAGCCGCAGCCGGAGGAGGAGGAGGAGGGGGGCAAGCCGAAGGCCCGGCGCAAGGCGAAGCGAGGCAGGAAGGAGGGCUCCCUGGGCGCGGCCGUGGAGGAGCGCGUGCAGCAGGCGGAGCUGGCGGUGGAGCCCGGCAGGCCCCCGGCCCCCGGCGAGAUCCUCAUGGUGGAGGUGGAAAACGUGCAACACGAAGACUUCCAGGUCACCGAGGAGGUCAAGGCUCUAACAGCAGAAAUAGUCAAGACCAUUCGUGACAUCAUUGCCUUAAAUCCGCUCUACAGAGAGUCCGUUCUCCAGAUGAUGCAGGCUGGACAGAGGGUGGUGGACAAUCCCAUCUACCUGAGUGACAUGGGGGCGGCUCUGACCGGAGCAGAAUCCCAUGAACUCCAGGAUGUCCUAGAGGAGACCAACAUCCCGAAGCGGCUGUACAAGGCCCUCUCCCUGCUGAAGAAGGAGUACGAGCUGAGCAAGCUGCAGCAGCGCCUUGGGAGAGAGGUGGAGGAGAAGAUCAAGCAGACCCACAGGAAGUACCUCCUGCAGGAGCAGCUGAAGAUCAUCAAGAAGGAGCUGGGCCUGGAGAAGGAGGACAAGGACGCCAUCGACGAGAAGUUCCGGGAGAGGCUGAAGGACCGCGUGGUGCCGCAGCACGUCAUGGAGGUCAUCGAUGAGGAGCUCAACAAGCUCGGCCUGCUGGACAACCACUCUUCUGAGUUCAAUGUGACCCGGAACUACUUGGACUGGCUGACCUCCAUGCCCUGGGGCAAGUACAGCGAGGAGAACCUGGAGCUGGGCCGGGCCAGAGAAGUGCUGGAGGAGGACCAUUAUGGGAUGGAGGAUGUGAAGAAACGUAUCCUGGAGUUCAUUGCGGUGAGCCAGCUGCGGGGCUCCACGCAGGGCAAGAUCCUGUGCUUCUACGGCCCCCCCGGCGUGGGCAAGACCAGCAUCGCCCGCUCCAUCGCCAGGGCCCUGAACCGCCAGUACUUCCGCUUCAGCGUGGGCGGCAUGACGGACGUGGCAGAGAUCAAAGGGCACAGGAGAACAUAUGUGGGAGCAAUGCCAGGAAAAAUCAUCCAGUGCCUGAAGAAAACAAAGACGGAGAAUCCCUUGGUCCUCAUAGAUGAGGUUGAUAAGAUUGGUCGUGGUUACCAGGGUGAUCCGUCUUCCGCCCUGCUAGAAUUGCUCGACCCGGAACAGAACAGCAACUUCCUGGAUCACUACCUGGACGUGCCUGUGGACCUGUCGAAGGUGCUGUUCAUCUGCACUGCCAACGUGACCGACACCAUCCCUGAGCCCCUGCGAGACAGGAUGGAAAUGAUCAAUGUGUCGGGAUACGUGGCACAGGAGAAACUGGCCAUUGCAGAGAGGUACCUGGUCCCUCAGAUGCGGACGCUGUGCGGGGUGGACGAGCAGAAGACCAGCAUCUCCUCGGAGGCCCUGACUGUCCUCAUUAGGCAGUACUGCAGGGAGAGUGGGGUCAGGAACCUGCAGAAGCAGGUGGAGAAGGUGUUCAGGAAGGCUGCCUACCGUAUUGUGAACGGGGAGGAAAGCUCAGUGCAGGUAACAGCUGACAACCUGCAGGACUACGUGGGCAAGCCCAUCUUCACUGUGGACAGGAUGUAUGACGUCACCCCCCCUGGAGUGGUCAUGGGCCUGGCCUGGACAGCCAUGGGUGGCUCCACGCUGUUCAUCGAGACGUCUCUGAGGCGCCCCCCGGACGCGACGGGCAAGGAGGGGUCCCUGGAGAUGACAGGGCAGCUGGGAGACGUGAUGAAGGAGAGUGCCAAGAUCGCCUACACCUUCGCCCGGGCCUUCCUCCUGAAGGAGCAGCCCUGCAACGACUUCCUGGUCGGAUCCCAUCUGCACCUGCAUGUGCCCGAGGGUGCCACGCCAAAGGAUGGGCCGAGUGCUGGGUGCACUAUUGUCACGGCCCUGGUCUCUCUUGCCACAAACACGGCGGCACGGCAGAACGUGGCCAUGACAGGGGAGGUGUCCCUGACCGGCAAGAUCCUGCCCGUGGGUGGCAUCAAGGAGAAGACGAUCGCGGCCAGGAGAGCUGGGGUUACCUGCAUCAUCUUGCCUGCAGAGAACAAGAAAGACUACUCGGACCUGCCCGACUUCAUCACCGAGGGGCUGGAGGUGCACUUCGUGGACCAUUACCAGCAGAUAUAUGACAUUGUUUUUCCCAAGCCCUGAUGCUGGCACUGUGCAGGUCAGGCUCACUGUUUCCGAAUGGCCUCCUUCUGAAGCGUCACUACAGUGCGUCUCUUAAGCGAAAUCCUGGACACCACCACCGGUUUUGUGUUGAUCGAGAUAUGGAAAAAUCCUGAUGAGAAUGGACUUAAUUUUUCUGCUUGGUCCACUAUGUAUAGAACACAGAAGAGCUCCUCAUCAUGAUUGAAAAUAAAUGUGAACCCUGGUCCAGGCUACUGAAAACAAAAGGAUGAAGUGCCGACAUCCUGCAAAAUGGACUGAUACAGAAAAGUGAAACUUUUUUUGCUGUCUAGCCCAGAUGCAUAUGCCUUGCUUUUUUGCCAUGGCAGACAAAUCUUGUUAUCCCAAGGACACUUGUUUAAAGACAAUAGAUCUUGCUGCUAAGCAGUGUAGACUUUGGAGAUGAAUCAUAAACUGAAACAUUUUGUACAAACUUUUAAUGUUGUCGGUGGCAUUGCCUUUAAAUAUACUAAAGUAAAAAUUAUUUAAAAAUUGU